CAACAGUUUUGGUCCUUGGCUCGAAACUCGAAAUGUAAAAGGGAGAGCUAAAAGCAACUAGUCUGUAACUAGCUCUUGUAGCAUAAAGACAUCUUUAUAUUAGCAGUUUCAGGUAUCUCAAACAAUGGAUGAGACAGAUGGAUGUGAACCAGACCUAGCUCAUCCAAAGGCCAGCAAUAUUUGUGCUAUUGACAAGAAAUCUGUACACAGGAUUUGUUCGGGGCAAGUUGUGCUGACGUUGGCAACUGCUGUCAAGGAGCUGCUGGAAAACAGUAUUGAUGCUGGGGCAACAAUUGUUGACAUCAAGCUCAAAGACUAUGGCAGUGAACAGAUUGAGGUUUCUGACAAUGGCUCUGGCGUACAGGAAUGUAACUUUCAAGGACUCACAUUGAAGCAUCACACAUCGAAACUGCAAGACUUUACAGACCUCAUGAAUGUGGAGACCUUCGGGUUUAGAGGAGAAGCCUUAAGCUCGUUAUGUGCUCUAAGUACCCUCAAUGUAACAACAAGACACAAGUCAGCCAGUGUUGGUACAAGAAUGGAGUUUGACCACAAUGGCAAGAUAACAAAGCAAACAUCCAUGGCUCGACAGAUUGGAACCACUGUCACACUACAGAACCUGUUCUACACACUUCCUGUACGACACAAGGAGUUUCAGCGGAAUGUAAAGAAGGAAUUUAUCAAGAUGGUCCAGGUCCUUAACUCGUACUGCAUCAUCAGCACUGGUGUCCGCAUCACGUGCACCAACCAGACAGCUAAAGGUAAUAGGUCUGUUGUUGUAGCAAGUAAGGGUAACACUGCAAUGAGUGAAAACAUCUCAAAUGUAUUCGGUCCGAAACAGAUGUCCGGUCUAGAAGAGUUUGUACAGAAGUGUCCUGAAGAAGAAACAUGCCAGGAGUUUGGUAUUAAACAAGGAGCAGACAAUAUCUUCAGGGUAGAAGGCUAUGUGUCCAAGUGUGAGCAUGGUUUAGGACGAAGCAGUACAGACCGACAGUUCUUUUUCAUCAAUGGCAGGCCAUUUGAUUCAAUCAAGCUGAGUAAGGUCGUGAAUGAAGUGUACCACCAGUACAACAGACACCAGUACCCAUUUGUGGUCUUCAAAAUCUCAACACAGAAAGACAAUGUGGAUGUAAAUGUGACCCCGGAUAAGAGACAGGUCUUCAUGGAUGGGGAGAAACAUAUUCUCGCCACAGUCAAGUGUUCAUUGGUAGCUAUGUAUGAACCCAGCACGUCCAUACUCCGAAUGCAACAGCCAGCUGGAAUACCAUCUCAGCUUAAAUCUCCUUUGCCAGAAUCUGUUGACCAUAUAGGGCUGUCAAGACACCAGAGUCUGGAAAAGCCAAGCGGUCUUUCCUCCCUGCAAAAGUUGAAAAGGUCGUUCAGUAGUGCGUUUUCCAAGGGGGAUAACUCCCCUCAGGCCUCCCCUCGCAGUGGAACACAGCCCAGUAAACAGAGGAAGCUGGAUGCCUUUGUUUCAUCAUGGAGUCCAGCAAAGAGAAAUAAAGACACUUCACUGCACAAACUCUCUUCUCCAUCAAAAGACAUUGCAGGGGAGGGUAAGAACUUUGAAUUUGUAGAGGAAAGAAUUCAUGAGAGAUCUGAGAGUUUUAUCAUUGACAAGAAUUGUGAUAGUGACAGAGACACUAUGAAUGAAAUGACGGAAAAUAUUGACAAUUGUAAGCGUUUGUCUUCAGAAUAUCAGUUAAUAAAUUGCGAUGAGAGUAAAAAAGAUUGCAGUAUUAUUGAAGAAACUCGUAAACAUCUUAAUACUGAUACACAAAAAGAAUGUGAUACAACAGAAUCGUGUUCCAGUCAAUCAAUUAAAAUAGUUCAUCACGGUGUCAACUCUCAGGCAGUUGAGGUUAGUGAGUGUAAAUCAAACCAACAAAGUAUCGAUGCUGAUUCAGACCACCAUGAAAGUCUUUAUCAUUACCAGACAUCAGAGUGCUCAUCACUCAGUGAAAAAAUCAGCUCAGAAAGAGACAGUACACCCCAACAGUAUGAAGAGAGUUUAACCAACAUUGAUAAACAUGAAGCUGCAUACAAAAAUCAGUCAGAGUUUGAUGAAGGGCAUGAAAACAUGAAGACAGAGGAGAUUCCAAAAAUCGACUGCACUGUGGAUGCCUGCCAUAUUGUUGACUCCGAGGAAGAUUUUAAAAAGGCAGAAAAGCCAAUCCAGUUUUCUAUGGAAAACCUAAGGGACAGAUGGAGAAGAAAAGCAAAAAACAAAGAAGAUGGUAACAAGUUUUCUAGAGCUUUUCGUGCAACCAUCAACCCAGCCGAAAACAGUACUGCUGAGCAGGAAUUGCAGAGAGAAAUCAAAAAAGACAUGUUCUCUCAGAUGGAGAUCCUAGGGCAGUUUAAUCUUGGCUUCAUCAUUGCCAAGUUUGAGCGAGAUCUGUUCAUUGUUGACCAGCAUGCUACAGAUGAGAAGUACAACUUUGAGACAUUGCAGAGGGACUAUGUUAUACAAAGCCAGAAACUCAUAUGCCCUAUGAAUCUAGAACUGACAGCAAGCAAUGAAACGAUACUAAUGGACAACCUUGAUGUGUUCAGAAAGAAUGGCUUUGAGUUCCAAAUAGAUGAAAAUGGUCCUCCGAUGCAGCGAGUAAAGCUGGCGUCUACCCCCGUUAGCAAGAACUGGAAUUUUGGAAAGGAGGAUAUAGAGGAGAUGAUCUUUAUGCUGACAGACUCCCCUGGUGUUUUGUGUCGACCAUCCAGAGUGCGAGCCAUGUUUGCCUCUCGUUCGUGCCGGAAGUCUGUCAUGAUUGGAACCUACCUCAACAAGCCAGAAAUGAAAAAGCUGUUGUCUCAUAUGGGAGAAAUAGAUCAACCAUGGAACUGCCCCCAUGGUAGACCAACGAUGAGACAUUUAAUCAACCUAGACAUGCUUCCUACUUGACAAUGAUGAUAAAUUUAAUUAAACUGGACAUGCUUCCUACUUGACAAUGAGGAGCCAUGUAAUCAACUUAAAUACCCCUUCUGAGACAUUUACCGUCCCACUUGACAAUGAUGAGACAUUUAAUCAACCUAGACAUGCUUCCUACUUGAAAAUGAUGAUAAAUUUAAUUAAACUGGACAUGCUUCCUACUUGACAAUGAGGAGCCAUGUAAUCAACUUAAAUACGCCUUCUGAGACAUUUACCGUCCCACUUGACAAUGAUGAGACAUUUGAUAAACCUAGACAUGCUUCCUACUUGCUAGUCCCAUCAUAACAUCUCAAUUGUGCAGAUUGUGUGUUUGCCUUCCAGUAGGAGACAUGUCAUAUUGUGCAAACUCACUUGCAAGGAGCAGACCUCUCAUAUUUAGACUCGCAGGUUUGCCUGCAGGUAUGGAAACCAUACUAUGUGCAGACUCGCAGGUUUGCCUGUUUGAAGCAGACAUCAAAUUAUGUGUAGACUCACAAGUUUGCCUGCAGGUAUGGAAACCAUACUAUGUGCAGACUCGCAGGUUUGCCUGUUUGAAGCAGACAUCAAAUUAUGUGCAGACUUGUACUCGCUUGCCUGCAAGUACUGACACCAUAUUAUGUGCAGACUUGCAAGUUUGCCUGUAAGUACUGACACCAUAUUAUGUGCAAACUGGCUUGCCUGCAAGUAACGACACCAUAUUUUGUGCAAACUCGCUUGCCUGCAAUUAUGGACACAAUAUUAUGUGCAAACUUGCUUGCCUGCAAGUACCGACACCAUAUUAUGUGCAAACUCGCUUGCCUGCAAGUACCGACACCAUAUUAUGUGCAAACUUGCUUGCCUGCAAGUACCGACAUCAUAUUAUGUGCAAACUUGCUUGCCUGCAAGUACCGACACCAUACUUUGUGCAAACUCGCAAGUUUGCUGCCUGCAAGUACCAACAUCAUACUAUGUGCAGACUCCCAAGUUUGCUGCCUGCAAGUACCAACAUCAUACUAUGUGCAGACUCGCAAGUUUGCUGCCUGCAAGUACCAACAUCAUACUAUGUGCAGACUCCCAAGUUUGCAUGUUUGUCUGUUAUUGACUAUCCAAGGUUGACGCAGAGGUUUUUGUCUGCUAUGGAUGAUUGACACUGGAAAUAAAUUAUCAAUGCCUAUCACAGCAAGAACAGUUGUAUAGGAUCCUUGUAUGUCUCCUUUUCAAUUUACAAGGUUAGACAUACUGUUUUUGUCAGUAUUCUUAUUCUUCUUCAACCGAUUUUGUCCAAAGUGGAACUUGGGAACUACUGGAAGGAAAUGAUUGAAACUUAGAAGAUAGAUGGCAAUAUAAAGCUAUGCCAUUGCAAGAAAUAUAACACUGGUGCAGUUUUUCAAUUUUUAAAACAAUACUACCACAUUGUGUUCAUGAAAAUGAUGUAUUUGUUGGUAAAUAAAAUGCCACAAAAUGUGUUCAUA
Molecule: messenger RNA, 4359 nt
Organism: Mya arenaria
Lineage: Eukaryota; Metazoa; Mollusca; Bivalvia; Myida; Myidae
Product: mismatch repair endonuclease PMS2-like
Exons: 24
Coding region: 125-2902 (925 amino acids)
Biological process (GO): mismatch repair
Cellular component (GO): MutLalpha complex
Molecular function (GO): ATP binding; ATP hydrolysis activity; mismatched DNA binding
Source: RefSeq, a predicted model, not a curated record